AGUGUCAAAAAUAUUGAGUUAGAGUGUGUUCACAGAUACAGAUUAAUCUGUGCUGGCGUUACGUUCUAGUUCUAGUAGAUUAAGAUUUGUGAAGAAAUUCCGUUCUGUAACCACGAUUUAUUGAGAAGUUUGAUUAGAUACUUUUUCACUGAGUUUUUUUCGAGAUCAAUUCGAAGACGAAUACUCAAAGUGUAGAAAAUGGCUCGUCGAUAUGAUACGAGAACGACAAUCUUUUCACCAGAAGGAAGACUUUAUCAGGUGGAAUAUGCAAUGGAAGCUAUAUCCCAUGCUGGUACCUGUCUCGGUAUUUUAGCUAAUGAUGGGAUUUUAUUAGCAGCAGAAAGACGCAAUACAAAUAAAUUAUUGGAUGAGGUGUUUGCUUCUGAAAAAAUAUAUAAACUGAAUGAAGAUAUGGUGUGUAGUGUUGCUGGCAUAACAUCUGAUGCCAAUGUUUUAACUAAUGAAUUGCGUUUGAUUGGACAGCGAUAUUUAUUCCAGUAUGGAGAAUCUAUCCCUUGUGAACAGUUAGUAUCAUGGUUAUGUGAUGUCAAACAGGCCUACACUCAAUAUGGAGGAAAACGUCCAUUUGGUGUUUCAAUAUUAUAUAUGGGGUGGGAUAAACAUUAUGGAUAUCAGCUCUAUCAAUCUGAUCCCAGUGGCAAUUAUAGUGGUUGGAAAGCAACUUGUAUUGGAAACAAUAGUUCGGCUGCCAUUUCCAACUUGAAACAGGAGUAUAAAGAAGGAGAAAUGACACUAAAGGAUGCAAAAUCUCUGGCUAUAAAAGUUCUUGUCAAAACUUUGGAUAUGGCUAAACUUACUUCAGAAAAAGUGGAAAUGGCUACUUUAUCACGUGUGAAUAAUAAAACAGUAAUCAACAUUUUGAGCAGUACAGAAGUGGAAAACUUGAUAAGUGAGUUUGAAAAAAAUGAAGCUACUCUUGAGGCUACCAGAAAAGAACAGAAACAAGCAGUCUGAUUGAUUUGUUUUUAUAUGUUUAUUUGAAGCUGUAAAUGAAAACAUGAUAAGCGAACAUUUUUUUCAUUUUAUUUUUGCUAAAGUUCAAUGAAAGUAUGAAAUAAAUGAAAAUAUAUUC
Molecule: messenger RNA, 1093 nt
Organism: Leptinotarsa decemlineata (Colorado potato beetle)
Lineage: Eukaryota; Metazoa; Arthropoda; Insecta; Coleoptera; Chrysomelidae
Product: proteasome alpha3 subunit
Biological process (GO): ubiquitin-dependent protein catabolic process
Cellular component (GO): proteasome core complex; proteasome core complex, alpha-subunit complex
Source: RefSeq, a predicted model, not a curated record